AUGAUCGACGUCGACGAGUUUCUCUACCCCGGUGGCGGCGCGUCGCUGCCCGCGCACCUCGCGGCACACUGCGCGCCGUCCGUCGCCUACGCCCUCGUGCGCUGGCAGGUCUUCGGCGCUGCGGGCUGGCGGCGCAGGCCGCCGGGGACGUCCGUGGACGCGUACCGCGAGCGGUCGUUCAGCGACGAUUUCGGGUGCUACCCGCGGCUCACGUGCGGCGACGACUACGCGCCGCCGGUCUGCGCCAAGGUGCUCGCGCGCGCGCGGUGCGUCGUCCGGCAGGGCACGCACUACGUCGUCGAGACGGCCAAAGACGGCUGCGAGACGCUCUACGCGCCCGAGGGCAGCGGCCGCGGCGUCGGCAAGCUCGGCGCGCCGCGCGGCGACGCCUUCGCGCGGUCCCAGCACGACGCCUGCGCCGCGCCCCUGCGCAUCAACCACUACGCCGUGCGGUCGCGCGAGGAGUACGUCGCCAAGUUCGAGCGGGGCCGCAUCUCGUCGGGCGCGCGCGACGCGCGGAACGGCCUCGCGCAAGUCGACGCCGCGACGGGCGCGACGUCGCGCGCCGUCGACGCGGCGGCCGUCGCCGCGUUCCUCGACGCGGACGUCGUCGAGUUCAAGACGUCCAAGGCGUCCAAGGUGUCGACGGCCCAGGACCUCAUGCUCGCGGAGUUCGUGCUCGACGAGGCCGCGGUGUCCAAGUACGGCGCGGGCCUCCGGGCGGCGCUGGGCCUGCCCGCGGAGCCCUUCGCCGCGGCGCCGUCCCUGCGCUGGGCCUGCGAAAGCAACGGCACGGACGCGGCGGCGGCCGAGGCCGCCGUGUGGCGACACGCCAAAGCCAUGGGCGCGUACGCGGGCGCGCGCGACGGCGCGCCCGCGGUCUUUGUGCACGUGCCCAAGACCGCGGGGACGACCCUGAAUUUGGUGCUCGCCAAGGCGGCGAAGAAGCAGAAGCGGUCCUUCUGCGAGGUGACCUUCAGGGACCUCGACGACGCCGCGCGGCGCGCCGCGCUCGCGCGGUCCUGCGGCGUCUUCUCCGCUGAGACGGACGUGCUCCCGUUCCUCGGCGUCCGGCGCGCCAAGGCCUUCACGUUCCUCCGGGACCCGCUGCGCCGCGUGGCCUCCCAGUACGAGCACCACCUCGCGGGCGGGCGCGUCGCGAGCGACGCGGCGAAGCGCGUCGACGUGCUCCGCCUCGCGUCGCCCGCGCUCUGCCCGCAGCUCGAGCGCGACGCGCGGUGCCGGUCCCUGCGGCACCCGGCCAAGUGCCAGGGCGGCGGCUGGUGCGGCAUCUUCCAGAACCACAUGACGCACGUCGUCGCGGGCGCGCAGCACCUGAGCGACGCCGCGCGCGGCGCCGCGCGGCGGUCGUCGGACAACCUGCGCUGCGCGGCCGCGCGCGCGCUCGACGCGCUGCCCGCGGUGGGGCUCACGGAGCGCCUCGACGACAGCCUCUGCGUCGUCUUCGCCGAGAUCGGCUUCGACGCCGUCGUCGCGGACUGCUGCGGCUCGCCCGCGCGCUGCGCGCUCUUUGGCCAGCGCGCGACGCGCCACUCGGCGGCGGACCGCGGCGCCGGUGCGAACGCGACGGCCUACCUCGCGGACUACCUCGACGACGACGUCGUCCUCGCGGCGCUCUACGAGGGCAACGCGCUCGACUGCGACCUCUACGACGCCGCGGCGCGCCUCCUCGGCGCGCGGCUCCGCGCCGCGGACUUCUACGUCGACCCGGCGCCCGUCCGCGGCUCCGCGACCUGCGCGCGCGCCCGGGCCGCGCUCGCCGCGUUCCAGCGCGCGAGGCACGGGGCCGCGAGCCUGAAGCUCACGCUGAAGAAGGACGUGCCCGCGCGCAAGGUCUGGGCGUCGCUGGGAAAAGCUCGGCGCGUCGACGCGGCGACGCACGUCCUCGAGGCGCGCGACGGCGCCGUCCUGGGGCUCGACGACCUCGUGCUCGCGUCGGCGCCCGGCGCGGGCGACGCGCUGCUCGUCUGCCGCCCCCGGCCGCCCGGCCCGCCGCCGCGGCCGCCGCCGCCGGCCGCGCCGCGCCGGGACCCGCGUCCGGCGCGCGCGGGGAGCGCGCUCGCGCGCGGCUUCCUCGGCGGCGCGCCGCGGCCGCGGCCGCCCCCGGAGCCCGCCGCCGCCGUGCCGCGCGCCGCGGACCUGCCGCCGCCCGCGGCGACCUCCGGCAUCUUCGACGCGGCGACGCUCGCGGACGUCGCGCGCCAGGAAGCCGCGCACCUCGCGCGGGAGCUCGACGGCGGCGCCGGCGACCGCGUCGCGCGGGAGCUGCUCGACUACCGCCUGGGCCGGCCCCUGAGCCAGGCGGCGCGGCAGCACGCGGCGCUCCUCGACGGCCAGGGCGUGGCGGUCCUGCCCGGCCCGCCGCCGCGGCUCGACCACAGGACCGCGCUGUCGUCGCUCCACGAGCUCAUGCGCGGCAUGCGGUGCCGCCUCGAGGAGCGCCAGGGCGACCUGAACCCGGGCCGCGACGCGGCCGUCGAGCUCGAGCUCUGCGGCCGCGUCUUCACGCUCGGCAUGAACUGCCUCCUGGCGACGCACGACUACAACGCCGCGGACCCGAAGGCGUACCUCGGCGACGGCGCGCGGCUGCUCCGGCCCCACGGCUCGGCGUCCGCCGUCGCCGCGGCGCUCGACGACGUGGGCUACGUCGUCGUCGACGGCGCCGUCGACGGCGCGGCCGUCAACGCGAUCAAGCGGGAUCUGGAGGCGCAGGUCGCGGCGCGCGAGUUCCGGCGGCCCGCGCAGCAGCGCGUCACGGGCACGCGCGGCGACUCCUUCUGCUGGGUCCACGACGCCGACGCCGCGGCCCACGGCCGCGCGGCCCUCGCGCGCGCGAUCCGCAACCUCAAGGGCGUCGCCGCGGCGCUCAACGCGGCCGGCGCGCGCGACUACCGCGUCGACGAGACGGCGAUGACGUCGCGCUACCCGGGGCCCGGCGAGCGCCUCGAGGCGACGCCCUACCGGGGCUACCGCCGGCACCAGGACAACCACCGCGACCGCGGCACGGGCGCGUGCUGCAACGCGCGCGCCGUGACGGCCAUCCUCUACGCGAACCCGGACUGGGACGGCGACCGCGACGGCGGCCUCCUGCGCAUCUUCCCCCGGUCGACGGCGCUCAACGAGGCGCCCGACGACAACGCGCGCGUCGUCGAGCUCGCGCCCGCGGGCGGCCGCCUCGUCAUCUUCGACAGCUUCCUCUGGCACGAGGUCCUCCCCGCCAAGGGCCGCGCGCGCUUCGCCGUGACGCUCUGGAUCACGCGGCCCGAGCUCCAGGACGCGGCCGCGACCUAA
Molecule: messenger RNA, 3312 nt
Organism: Aureococcus anophagefferens
Lineage: Eukaryota; Pelagophyceae; Pelagomonadales; Pelagomonadaceae
Exons: 6
Coding region: 1-3312 (1103 amino acids)
Biological process (GO): cellular response to hypoxia
Molecular function (GO): ferrous iron binding; peptidyl-proline dioxygenase activity; L-ascorbic acid binding
Source: RefSeq, a predicted model, not a curated record